AGCUAAACAAACUUCACUGCCCUUUUCAUUUUCUCACACUCCAAUAGCCGGCGCGAGAUCGUAGCAGUUAGGACAAACGAACCUUCGCAUAUUUAGCAGUUGGGACAAACGAGCCUUCGCAUAUCGAUCAACCUCCUGCGAGUCCUGCCCCACGGCCCCCACCAUGGCGCAACCACCCGUCAGCGGCCGCGGCCUUCUCUACGUCAACUCGGCCAUCGAACGCACCGACGUGUUGGACGAAGAGAAGUUCAUGGACUGGUACGACAAUGACCACAUCGCCGAGGUCCUCGAGACCAGCGGCGUCUCGUCCGCCUGGCGCUUUAAAGACGUCGAGUUUGGCAAAGUCGAGAAGCCCUACCUCGCCAUGUACCCGCUGGAGGACAUCGGGUUCACACAGACGGACGAGUUCAAGAAGAUUAGGGUCCACAGCGACAAGAUUCCCGGUGGAGCGGCCAUCUACGACGUCGCCAAUUUUGAUGUGCGGGUGUACAACCUCAUUCAGGUGUUUGAUCCUACGAAGAAGGGCAAGGGGCACACCAAGACCAUCAUAUCAGCUCAGAUCGAGCCCGGCCCCGAAGUCAGCGAUGAGGAGUUUGAUCGAUGGUACCGCGAGGAGCAUCUGGAGGAGCUUUGCAAGGGAAAGGGCUUCCUCCGGACAACCCGGUACAAGCUCGCCUACGCGCGGUCCAACGCUCAGUCCCGCGUACUCAAGGGUCUCGCGACGAGCAGUGAGCCGCCCCCUCAGCCGCCUACCUGGCUGGCCAUCCACGAGUUCGACACGGAGGAUGUCAGUGUCGAGAACCUCAUGGACAUCGCCGAUAGCCCGUGGACGCGCAAGGUGUUGUCGGGGUGCAAGGCUAUCGAGGCUCCCAUUUUCAAGAUUGUGAAGGCUUUCGGGGAGGCGGAUUUCUUCCAUGGUGUUGAGGUAUGAUGCGCAUGCAAAAGAGGAAGGCGUUGGCGAGUCGGCGGAUGUAAUGACGCCUGAGAAGUAGUGUACUGGAUGCACAAUACAAUAUUUUCAUAGUGACAU
Sodiomyces alkalinus F11 is the source of this 1030-nucleotide messenger RNA. RefSeq lists its product as hypothetical. The transcript has 3 exons. NCBI's taxonomy places the organism in Eukaryota, Fungi, Ascomycota, Sordariomycetes, Glomerellales, Plectosphaerellaceae. The record is from RefSeq and is a predicted model, not a curated record. Bases 164 to 931 code for a protein of 255 amino acids.